Entrophospora candida is the source of this 750-nucleotide messenger RNA. The record is from the annotation of a GenBank genome assembly. NCBI's taxonomy places the organism in Eukaryota, Fungi, Glomeromycota, Glomeromycetes, Entrophosporales, Entrophosporaceae.
AUGUCAAGCACGCAAAAGAUUAACAAUGGAACUUAUCCAGUAAGAACGAUAUUGAUAAUUGGUAGAACUGGUAGUGGAAAGUCAACUUUGGCCAAUGUGAUUACCGGUAGCGAUAGUUUUGAAGAGAGUGCAAGGUCCGUAAGCGUAACCAGGAAUUAUCAAAUUGAAGAUUAUUUAAUUGAUGGAAUAUUGUAUAGGGUUGUUGAUACUGUAGGAAUUGGAGAUACAAGGUCGACAGAGUUGGAGGUUUUAUUUCAAUUAGUGGAGGCAGCCCAUUGUAUUAAAUACGGGUUCAACCAACUUUUAUUUGUUACUAACGGACGCUUCACAGAAACAGAAAUCAAGGCGUAUGAUUUAAUGAGAGCAGUUGUUUUUAAUGAAGAAAUUAUUAAAUAUACUACAAUUGUAAGAACAAAUUUUCCUGAAUUUGAAGAACCUGUCAAAUGUCACGAAGACUGUGAUAAAAUGAUCAAAGAGAAUGGAAAACUUUCAAAAAUAAUCCAAGCAUGUAACAGGAUCAUUCAUGUGGAUAAUCCUCCAUUAAUUGGUAUUUCUAAAGUAACAAAUGAAGAAAUCCGAAAAGAAUCACGAACAACAAUAUUAGAGCAUCUAAAUAGUUGCAACGAAAUUUAUCUACCAAAAGAUACAAAAGAUUUGAAUCAAAGCAUUGAUAAUUAUAUAGCUGAUGAAGAAAGUUUUCAAAAACAAAUCGAUGAUCUCAAUGAAAGGCUGCAAGAACUGCUAGUAUAA